Molecule: messenger RNA, 3667 nt
Organism: Thalassophryne amazonica
Lineage: Eukaryota; Metazoa; Chordata; Actinopteri; Batrachoidiformes; Batrachoididae
Gene: btbd3a
Product: BTB (POZ) domain containing 3a
Exons: 5
Coding region: 264-1667 (467 amino acids)
Biological process (GO): neurogenesis; cerebral cortex development; dendrite morphogenesis
Cellular component (GO): cytosol
Molecular function (GO): protein binding
Source: RefSeq, a predicted model, not a curated record
AGUGCAUUAGACGUACUGAGUUGCUGUAAACAGCCGAAGAAUAUAAACCAUCAGCCGACAAACGUCUUAAAUUUGUUUAAUGUCGACAGGAAAAAAAAAAAAAAAAAAGGAAUGAAAAUAAAAUGACGCAUCAGUAAAGUUUAUUGACCGGACAGAGCUCCGCCCUGCACACCCUGAUGAGCGGCGUUGGCAUCAGUUUUGUCCGGUCUGGCGCUGCCAUGGUCUGACCUGGACUCCCCCUCUGAGGUCACAGGUGGAGGAUAAUGGCUGCAGAGCUGUUCCCCACCAAGAAGCUGGUCCAGUCCGCCUCUGCCAACAGCACCGCCUCCAUCCAGCAGUACCAGCAGCAGAACCUGACCAACAACAACACCACCGUCCAGGGCUGCUGCAACUGGCAGGGCCUGUACCCGACCAUCCGAGAGAGGAAUUCAGUCAUGUUCAACAAUGAGAUGAUGGCUGAUGUUCACUUUGUGGUCGGGCCCCCCGGUGGGACACAGCGGGUUCCGGGUCACAAGUACGUCUUGGCAGUUGGCAGCUCGGUUUUCCACGCCAUGUUCUACGGAGAACUGGCCGAGGAUCAAGAUGAAAUCCGAAUCCCUGAUGUGGAGCCACCUUCGUUUUUGGCCAUGUUAAAGUACAUCUACUGUGAUGAGAUUGACCUGUGCGCCGACACGGUGCUCGCCACUCUCUACGCUGCCAAAAAGUACAUUGUGCCUCACCUGGCCCGGGCGUGCGUCAGCUUCCUGGAAACCAGCCUGAGCGCCAAGAACGCCUGCGUGCUGCUGUCCCAGAGCUGCCUGUUCGAGGAGCCUGACCUGACGCAGCGCUGCUGGGAGGUGAUCGACGCACAGGCCGAGCUCGCCCUGCGCUCCGACGGCUUCUGCGACAUCGACACGCAGACACUGGAGAGCAUCCUGCGCCGAGAAACGCUCAACGCCAAAGAAAUGGUGGUGUUUGAGGUGGCGCUGAACUGGGCCGAAGCGGAGUGUCAGCGACAGGAUCUGCCGCCGUCCAUCGAGAACAAGCGUCUGGUUCUGGGCAAGGCCAUCUACCUGAUCCGCAUACCCACCAUGGCGCUGGAGGACUUUGCUAACGGAGCGGCACAGUCUGGCGUGCUAACGCUCAAUGAAACCAACGACAUCUUCCUGUGGUACACCGCCGCCAACAAGCCUGAACUUCUGUUCUGCACAAAACCGAGGAAAGGCUUAGCACCACAGCGCUGCCACCGCUUCCAGUCCUGCGCCUACAGGAGCAACCAGUGGCGGUACAGAGGCCGCUGCGACAGCAUCCAGUUCGCUGUGGACAAACGCGUCUUCAUCGCCGGCUUCGGUCUCUACGGCUCCAGCUGCGGCUCGGCUGAGUACAGCGUUAAGAUCGAGCUGAAGCGUCAGGGCGUGCCGAUGGCGCAGAGGAUCAUCAAGUAUUUCUCAGACGGCUCCAGCAGCACCUUUCCCGUCUGGUUCGACUACCCGGUGCAGAUCGAGCCGGACACCUUCUACACGGCCAGCGUGGUUCUGGACGGCAACGAGCUGAGCUACUUCGGCCAGGAGGGAAUGACAGAGGUGCAGUGUGGGAAAGUGACCUUCCAGUUCCAGUGUUCCUCGGACAGCACCAACGGCACCGGAGUGCAGGGAGGCCAGAUCCCAGAACUCAUCUUCUACGCCUGAUACUGAGUCCGGCACAAACACCACUGAAAUCCACUGCCAUGUUUACUCUUGACCUGAGAAACAAACACAAACAGAGCAUUCUGCUCGGCUUUCUGAUACACAGAGUUCACAAUUAGACUCGCACCAAAAAUACUAAAGUAAAUCUAAAACAAAGUACAAAACCCAGUUUUCUGUUUAAUUCCAGCCAGAAGAAAAGGCUCUCAUUCAGAAAUUAAACUUCUGGAUGCACCAUGCCGCAUGUGCACUCCGCCUCGCCCGUGCACGCCAUUAGCACAGCCGCCAAACAGACUUGAUAUUCAGGUUACAGCCACAGUGGUUCCAGAGUGCUGAGAAGGUUUUAUAAAACUCCCACUGGCUUCCUGAAUGUGCUUCAGAAUAAAAGACAGAUUAUUUUGACCUUGAAGCACAACCUGAAAUGAUCAAUAGAUCCAUCAGUUAAAUAAAAUAAUCGUCAGUUAAAUAGUUUAUUAAGAAAACCAGCUUUGCUCUUUUCUGUUGUGUUUGGAACUAGUUUAAAGUGAACGUAGUUGCAGUGAAUUUAAACAGCUGGAAUACGACUGAUAACCUGAUUUGUUCUGACUGAAGUUUCUCACGUUGAUCUGCAUUAGAGACAAACAGUUUAAUCUGCCUUCAAACCAGAUGUCUGUUUAAAUCGACUGAAACAAGUGGUGGAUUAGUUUUGAUUGGCACAUAGCUGAUUCAAUAAAACGUGGAGUAAAAGUGAUCUCUGGCCUGCAUUGAGCCGGAUUCCGGUUUCCUGGUUUUCUGUUGUCCUGGAGAUGUCUGGGGUCAGACCAGCUCUCUGGUUUUUGCCUUCAGCUGUUUUUGGUGUUGAAGUUGUUCGGCCGUCUGAAGUGAAGUAAACAAAAUAAUAAACCGUCACUUCACUCAUGAAAGAAAAGAUGACAAAUUUCAGUUUGUUGGAUUUUCUCGUGAUUUUUCUUUUUUCUCUUUUUGACUGAUUUAAACAGUGAAAGAAUCCAAAACAAAGGUGGUUUGACCUUUGACCCAUAAAGUCCUCCAGCUUCUGUUUGAGGACUUUGAAGAAAAUGUUCCUGAUUUGGUUCCAGUUCAGAAAUAAUCUGGAUUUAACAAUUCACGGUUGGUCCACCAAAUUAUGGGCCAGUUUAAGGUCCAUUUAAGGUUUUGACAAAAUCAGUGAUUUAAAGGUGUGGUUGUAAUAACCCCCAGCAUGUUAUCAGUGUUUCAUUCUGUAAUGAUAAUGAACACAUUAAUGUAAUGUGAAAACAUAAAUUCCAGCCUAUUGAGGCCAAACCGCACAUGGUCACUGCAGAGUCCUGAGACCACAGCAGGAGGAUUUUCAGAAUAAAUUUCAGUAUUUUGAAAAUAAACUAUUAUUGAAAUGAAGCAGGUGUUUGUUUCAUCGAGACCUGCUUCAGUUAAGGAUUCAGGUUUCACUGGAAGAAGACGGAGAGAAGAAAUUAUUUUGAAGAACGACGUGUCAGGUUCUGUGAGAUCAGGCCAGGGUUCUGGUCCCGAAGAUUAUUACUAUAUAUCUUUUGUUUUUCACUUUGUUGGACCAACAACAUUUAGAAGAAUAAAAGUUUGCAGUUGAUGAGCAGGACGAGCCCAUCGUGUUUAACUGCGUCUGGAUUCCGAAUCAUAAGUUUGUUUUUUUCCUCCACAGUUUGAUUUUGUUUUUUAAAACUUUAGUUAUUGAUCUGAAUGAAACCUGUCAGUUAUACAUGUGGCAGCCAAUCAAGAAGACCAGUAUCCUGAUCAGGAUCCAGCUGUCCUGGGACCAGUGGGCAGAGAUGAGUUUUGGAUUUAAAGAAUAAUAAAUCCAGAUAAACUCAAAGUGCAUUGAUGUGGUUAUAACGGCCUUAUGAACAUGUCUUAAAUUGAUUUUCAGUCUUUUGUGAAACAAAAAAAAAUAACUUUAUGCAGCAGAUGAUUUUAAUGUCUGCCUAAAAAUUUUUUUUUUUUUUUUUUUUUUAUGUACAGUCUGAACUUCAUUAAAGAUAAAUGUGGAAAACCUG